Suncus etruscus (white-toothed pygmy shrew) is the source of this 1719-nucleotide messenger RNA. RefSeq names its product tweety family member 1 (gene TTYH1). Bases 90 to 1442 code for a protein of 450 amino acids. Gene Ontology annotation, cellular component: smooth endoplasmic reticulum membrane; plasma membrane. The transcript is spliced from 14 exons. NCBI's taxonomy places the organism in Eukaryota, Metazoa, Chordata, Mammalia, Eulipotyphla, Soricidae. The record is from RefSeq and is a predicted model, not a curated record. Gene Ontology annotation, molecular function: volume-sensitive chloride channel activity; intracellularly calcium-gated chloride channel activity.
CCCCGCGCGCGCUCGGCCCGGCUCCCGCGCAGCCCGGCCCGGCCCCGCUGCUGCGCCCCGGGGGGUGGUGGGUGGGCUGGGUGCAGGCCAUGGGGGCGCCCCCCGGCUACCGGCCCUCGGCCUGGGUGCACCUGCUCCACCAGCUGCCCCGCGCCGACUUCCAGCUCCGCGCCGUGCCCAGCGCCUUUGCGCCCGCCAAGCCCGAGUACCAGCAGGCCCUGCUGCUGGUGGCGGCCCUGGCAGGCCUGGGCCUGGGCCUGAGCCUCAUCUCCAUCGCCGUCUGCCUCAUCCGCUUCUGCUGCUGCCGCCCGCCACAGCCCCCCACGCCCCAGAGCCCCUCCCCAGGCACCAGCUGUGCCACCUGGAGCUGCAUUGCUGCCCUUCUCGUCGGCUGCGCCGGGAUUGGCAUCGGUUUUUAUGGCAACAGCGAGACCAGUGAUGGGGUGUCACAGCUCAGCGCGGCCCUGCUGCAUGCCAACCACACGCUCAGUGUCAUCGACGACCUGGUGCUGGAGACCGUGGAGAGGUUGGGUGAGGCCGUGCGGGUCGAGCUGACCUCCUUGGAGGAGCUGGUGGCCCCACGCACGGAGCUGGUGGCCGCGGCCCGGGGGACCCGGAGGCAGGUGGAAGCCUUGUCUCUGCAGCUCCAGGGACUGGCCUUCUGGCGGGGGGUCCCCUUGAGCCCCCUGCAAGUGGCUGAAGACGUCAGCUUUGUGGAGGAGUACAGGUGGCUGGCCUAUGUGCUCCUGCUGCUGCUCCAGCUCCUCGUCUGCCUCUUCACGCUGCUGGGCCUGGCCAAGCAGAGCAAGUGGCUGGUGGCCGUGAUGAUGGUGAUGAGCCUCUUGGUUCUUGUCCUGAGCUGGGGCUCUAUGGGCCUGGAGGCGGCCACAGCAGUGGGCCUCAGUGACUUCUGCUCCAGUCCCGACACUUACCUCCUGAAUGUGACCCAGGAGGAGACGGGGCUCAGCUCAGACAUCCUGGGCUAUUACUUCCUCUGCAACCAUGCAGUCUCCAACCCCUUCCAACAGAGGCUGACUCUGUCCCAGCGAGCUCUGGCCAACAUCCAUUCACAGCUGCAGGGCCUGGAGCGAGAAGCCGUCCCCCAGUUCCCUUCUGCACAGAAGCCUCUGCUGUCACUGGAGGAGACCCUGAAUGUGACGGAAGGGAACUUCCACCAGCUGGUGGCAUUGCUGCACUGUCGCAGUCUGAACAAGGACUACGGCGCAGCGCUGCGUGGCGUGUGCGAGGACACCCUGGAGGGGCAGCUGUUCCUGACGCUCUUCUCGCUGCUGGCCGCCGCUGCCCUGGCCGCUGCCCUCUGCAGCCUGCCACGGGCCUGGGUCCUCUUCCCGCCCAGUGACGAGUAUGAUGACACAGAUGAUGACGACCCUUUCAACCCUCAGGAGUCCAAGCGCUUCGUGCAGUGGCAGUCGUCUAUCUGAGCCCCUCCUCCGCGUCAGGCCCGACUCUGUGCCCCCUCUCCGGGCCCUCCCCGGCAGCCGGAGAAGACCCCACUAACCAGCCUCACCGGGCACCCCACUAAUGAGGUCCCUGGCCACGGAUACCCCCAACACACAGCUGCCUCCCGAUGCCACAAGUGGGGUGAAGGGCAGCCCCGGGCCUAGUUGGAAGAGCCCCCCAGGGCCCACCCCGGCCCCCCACGGCCACAAGCAGCAGUGAUGCGGGAGCGGCGACUUGAAUAAAAGGGACUUUAUUUUA